AUGUCCGCCAGGCAGAGAAACAACUUCAAGUCCCUCGCCGAUCACCAACAAGAUGUGCGCUAUCUCAAGGAGGACACCAUUGCCCGGUUCUUGGAGCUGCCCGACAUUCUCGGGGUUUCGCCUGUCAUAUUCCAGAUGCUCUCGUACAUAGGCGCAUUCCCCUUCCUGGAAGACGCACCGGCCGUCUUAAGUUUUGAGCAAAUGAUCAUGGUUGUCGCCAUCAUGACGGAGAGGUACACCAAGAUACUGGCCAAGGGAGCAGCAACUAGGAGGAAGCUCCUUUUCAAGAGUUUGGCAGUAUACGAUCGCAAAUUGUCGGAGAUUGAGAAGCCAGCCACAGAGCCGAAGCCCAGUCAAAAUGGAAGCAACGGCAGUAACGGCAGUAACGGGAAUAAGAUGACCCAGGCUCUUGGGUUCGCCGUGGACGAAGCGGGAGAGGAUCCGGAAGACGAUGCAGUGGAUGACGACGAGCUUGUCCUGGCUGCUCUCGACUCGCUGGAUCUCAACGACGCAUUCAAAACGGGAGAUGCUCACGCGGCCACGACGCAUGGUGCCAUGAUACCAGCAGAUAAUUUUCGCAGAUUGAUCAUGCUCCUCUUGUUGAUUGCGCCGAUGGACCCCCAAGAGCGCCUGUCAACUUUUGCGCCGCGGGUCGCUGGUGACGAGUUAGAAAGCUUACGGACCACUGCGGAGAAUAUCCUUUCGGCAUUUUUAAAUGUGGAAAAGUCACCUGGUAUAACGUUCCACCAUUUCGACGAGAUUGUACAAGGCUGCUUCCCUUAUCUGUUCCAUGGUUUCAAUGCCCUAUUCGAGCAUUUCCUAUUCUCAAAGAACUUGGACUUGAAUAAGCGAAAGGGCAGCGUGCCAAAAGCAGAACCCCAUGCAAUCCCACCGCCACCACUAUUGCACGACAAAGGGCGCAUACUGAACAUCAAUGUUUUGUCGCAAUUGUCCUUCUUCAUUUCCGGAGACGAGUUGUUCAGGCGCUUGCGCUUAUUGUACUCUGGUGCAGAAGCUGGUUUCUCCAUGGGAAGCUUUGCGACCAAAGUCUUCAACUGGCGCGCUCCUACCAUCCUCCUGGUGACUGGUACCAGAAUUGAUGACUCUGCCCGGCAUGGUGGAGCGGAAGCGCAUUUCCUGGAUACGAUACCACCGAAACGGUUUCCUAAUGGCAGUCCAGACAGCCGAGAGCGCGUCACCUUUGGAGCACUCAUACGUCAGCCCUGGCAGCACACCAAUAGGGAAUGCUUUGGAGGUGACGACAUGGUGCUAUUCCAGCUUGGGCCUGUUCAUGACGUCUUCAAAGCUUCAGCUUUCAACAAAGACUACGUUGCCUACACCAAACCCCCCAAUGUCAAUCCAGGUAUCACCAUUGGAUGCCCUGUUCCAAAGACUGGACAAGCUUCGCGCCACGAGAGUCUCCGUGCUCUAGGACCAGUAUCGUUGAUCAUUGAUUCGAGCUUCGAGUUUGGCGUCUUCACUCAUGACUACACUUCUCGAGGAGGCGCCUUCUCCACCAGCAUCUCCAGAAAAUUUGACUUUCAGGACCGGUUCGAGAUUGAUGACAUUGAGGUUUGGGGCUGUGGCGGCGAUGCCGAGGCGAAAGUGCAAAGAGAGAGGUGGGAAUGGGAGGCAAGGGAAGCCGAGGCCAGAAGGCGAGUCAACCUGGGCACAGGCGAUGUCGCAGCUGACAGGGCACUUUUAGAAAUGGCUGGACUCAUCGGGGCAAAUAGAAGCGGCGGCUCCAUGGCAUGA
Pestalotiopsis fici W106-1 is the source of this 1755-nucleotide messenger RNA. RefSeq names its product Restriction of telomere capping protein 5. The record is from RefSeq and is a predicted model, not a curated record. NCBI's taxonomy places the organism in Eukaryota, Fungi, Ascomycota, Sordariomycetes, Amphisphaeriales, Sporocadaceae. The coding region runs from base 1 to 1755 and encodes 584 amino acids. The transcript is spliced from 2 exons.